This is a messenger RNA of Colletotrichum godetiae, 612 nucleotides long. RefSeq lists its product as uncharacterized. NCBI's taxonomy places the organism in Eukaryota, Fungi, Ascomycota, Sordariomycetes, Glomerellales, Glomerellaceae. The transcript has 5 exons. The record is from RefSeq and is a predicted model, not a curated record. The coding region runs from base 1 to 612 and encodes 203 amino acids.
AUGCCCGGGGGGGGGGGCCUCGGCGUCGUCCAGUGUGUCGUGGUAUCGGCGGCAGGCCACAAAAAGAACCGGCAAGCCUUGUACGGAGCAGCAAGGCCUGGAUUUAGAACACGGCGAUAUGCUAGGCCCCAAGCAACGCACGUUCUUCCUGAGUUCCUGCAGCAGUUCCCAGCUGCCGCUACGCCCGAUACAGCAGAGUGCCAUGCCAUGGAGUCUGCCAGAGACCAGACGGGGGCCACAUCUUGCCCGGGCGGGCAGAUGACGGACGGCAGGUGGGGGGAGGGAGAACAUAAGGUACCCAUGGUCCCUUACCUAAGCUUGAAGAUCCGGCCACUCAGGAUUCAGGACUCAGGCGGGACACAGGAGGUUCCACUGCUCAGAGGAAAGUUGCUCAAGGCAGCGUCAGGCUACAGCACCCCCAAUCAUCUCAUCACAUCCGUCUCAACCCUCCUUUCCGCGCCGGCCGUUCCUUGCAUUCAUGUCCCCGUGCACACCUCAGCUAAAAAAGAUGCGAUGCGAUGGCAGACCCGGGGGCUUGUCACCUCCAGUCAGUGGUUGCGUCCAACAGAAAGAAUACUUCGCACUUCGCCGCCCAUGGUAUGCAUGGGAUAA